Oncorhynchus keta (chum salmon) is the source of this 3122-nucleotide messenger RNA. RefSeq names its product glucose-6-phosphate exchanger SLC37A1-like. The coding region runs from base 332 to 1903 and encodes 523 amino acids. Gene Ontology annotation, biological process: glucose-6-phosphate transport; phosphate ion transmembrane transport. The record is from RefSeq and is a predicted model, not a curated record. Lineage: Eukaryota; Metazoa; Chordata; Actinopteri; Salmoniformes; Salmonidae. Gene Ontology annotation, cellular component: endoplasmic reticulum membrane. The transcript is spliced from 20 exons. Gene Ontology annotation, molecular function: glucose 6-phosphate:phosphate antiporter activity.
GUUCUGACGUCAUUUGUAGACCAAAGUGGAGGUUGGGCGACCAGUGUGACUGUGAAUGACAGUUCCACGAAGCUCUGUGAAAGAACAAGGAAGUGAUAGCUAUACCGCCCGAGUUGGACGAGAAACAAGACGGUUCUUUUGAAAUUUUCCUCGAUUUCAGCCACGGAGAAUACAGCUUCUGGGGGGAUGUUCCUGCAGCCUCUUGGCCAUGUUUCCUGGGCCUUGCAUUACCCUCACAGAAUGGAGCUGUAGGUCUGCGUGUUGGUCAUCAUCAUCAUCAUCGCUGUGAGACCUGCCUGUCUGACUGCCCAGUGCCUGUUAUCGACAAAUCAUGGCCCCCGUUCCACCUGGCAUCCGUUUCCUGGCAUCCUUCAACAGAGAUCAGUGGUACAGAGCCUUCACCUUUGGCCUCACCUUCCUGCUGUACACCAGCUUCCACCUGUCCAGAAAACCCAUCAGCAUUGUCAAGAGUGAGCUGCAUAAGAACUGCUCAGCUCUCCAUGAGCUCUCCACGGCUGGUAGUAGGCAGCUGCCCAGCCUCCACACAGAGACGGACUGCAGCUGGAAACCUUUUGAUAAAAGCAACUAUAAGCAGCUUCUGGGAGCCAUGGACUACUCCUUCCUCUGUGCCUACGCUGUGGGAAUGUACCUCAGUGGCAUCAUCGGCGAGCGCCUGCCUAUUCGUCUGUACCUGACGUUCGGCAUGCUGAUGAGUGGCCUCUUCACCUGUCUGUUUGGUCUGGGCCGCAUCUACAACAUCCACAACCUCAGCUUCUAUAUAUUUGUCCAGGUGGCCAAUGGCUUGGUUCAGACCACUGGCUGGCCCAGUGUGGUCACGUGCAUCGGGAACUGGUUUGGGAAGGGAAGGAGGGGUCUGAUCAUGGGCAUAUGGAACUCCCAUACCUCAGUGGGCAACAUCCUGGGCUCUUUGAUUGCAGGUUACUGGGUCUCCUCCAACUGGGGCCUGUCCUUCAUCGUCCCCGGCCUCGUCAUCGCUGCUAUGGGUGUCGUCUGCUUCCUCUUCCUCAUCGAACAUCCAAAUGAUUUGAAAAGCAUCCAUGAUGUGCAGAACCCUGCUUCCAGCAACACUAAGCUGACCAAUAGCUGGAAAGGGGUGAAUGGACAUAACCAGCUCUAUCAUUCGUACAAACAAGGAGGCAAAUCUCAGAACUGGGACACAGAGCUGCUGCUCCCUGUACAGCAGGUGGUAGUGGUGAAGAGCGAAUCGGAGCCCUCGGCCAUCAGCUUCAUGGGAGCAUUACGCAUACCGGGAGUGAUCGAGUUCUCUCUGUGUUUGCUGUUUGCCAAGCUGGUCAGCUACACUUUCCUCUUCUGGUUGCCGCUCUACAUCACGAAAGCAGCUCACCUAGAUGCCAAGAAGGCCGGAGAGCUCUCCACUCUGUUUGACGUGGGAGGAAUUGUGGGGGGAAUCCUGGCUGGGGUCAUAUCUGAUAAGCUGGGAAAGAGGGCCACUACCUGUGCAGUGAUGCUGCUGCUGGCUGCUCCUACUCUUUAUGGCUUUUCUAUGAUCAGUGAGUUUGGACUGGGACCCACCAUCGGUAUGCUGCUGGUGUGUGGAGGGCUAGUGAAUGGACCAUAUGCCCUUAUUACAACAGCAGUGUCUGCUGAUCUGGGAACACACAAGAGCCUGAAGGGCAACUCCAGAGCCCUUUCUACUGUCACAGCCAUCAUCGACGGCACAGGAUCAGUAGGUGCAGCGAUAGGUCCCCUCCUGGCAGGAGUGUUGUCGUCACGGGGAUGGAACCAGGUCUUCUACAUGCUGAUGGCAGCUGACUUCCUAGCACUGGUGCUGUUGCUGCGGCUGGUGACAAAGGAGCUGACCUCUGCCAACGUGGUUAAACCUCGUUCUGGCAGCACCACAGUAGAGAUGAAAGAGCACUGAGCACUUUGCACUAACUCCAGACACAGGAGUGAACAGAUCGUCACUCAGCACAGACACACACGCUGCAUCUUAUGCCACUAACCUGUACCUCCGUCCAGUAACUGAACUGAGCUAGUGUGAAGCAGCACCUCCUUAGAACCGAAUGAAAGCCGAUUGAAGAUUCGGUAACAAGAUAAUAAGCAACCAACCAAGCCAUCCAAAGUUCCUCUGAGCACGUACCACUAUAACUUUUGUUUUACUUGUUCUACAGCACACUGGGCCUUAAAUAUAUAUAUAUAUAUAUAUAUAUAUAUAUAUAUAUAUAUAUAUAUAUAUAUAUAUAUAUAUUGCUGUCAGGUCUGCCUUAUGGAACCAAAGAUUGUGUGGAAAUGCAUUAUAAUUUAUAUGAAAUGUAUUAUUAUAAUUUUUUUAAAGUUGCCAUUAUAUUAUUCUGUUCUGUGGUGUAUUUUCUCUGUAAAUUAAGUAUAUGCAGGUACUGCUAUUUUGUAUUUGUAUAUGAUCAACAAAUUAUGUUUAUUAUGUUUGGUGACUUCAAUCCUAUGAAUGUAACAUUUUGUGUUAGUUGGUAUGUAGAAUUUCAUACUCAAACUGAUGAGGAUCAAUCAUUUCUGAAUAAGCUUUUCUUUAGGCAGUGCAAUGUUGAAAACGUUAGUGAUGAUGUUUUAUGUAGAUGUAGAAAAUAUCAAAUACCAUCAUCCCAAACCUUAAAUGAUCAUAUAAAAGUGAGUUAAUUUAUUCUGCCUCUACAAUGUGAACAUUUUGAAUGUGUUCCUUUUGACUAAUGCCUGCUAACUCAAGUCCCUUUAUAGUGUAAAUAGCCCAAAAUGCCAAAUGAGUGAAGAAAUGUAGGUGAUAAUCAUCUUUAUAAAAAAAAAAUAUAUUCUUAACUUUCAUGAUGGCACAUGCAGAGGCUGUGGUCAAUUCCAAUUCACUUGCUGUGUUAAACAGAAUUGAAGUGGAAUAGACCCCAUCCAACAACAUGUCCAUUUUAUUUAUGUGGAGAUAGAGCACAUCGUGGAGGAAGAUAAAACGUUCAUCUAAGUUCUUCAGUGGUAGUACUUGAAAUACUGUGUGCCUUUUGUUGUUUGUCAGGCAGUUGCUUCGUUCAGUGACGUAUGUGUGAGCCUUACUUGAUUACUAUAGCUACAUGGUCUUGGUGACAAUUGUAGAUUUGUAAUGACCUCUUGGUAAAUCAAUAAAAAAAGAUGGCAUGUCUGUA